ACAGCUCCAACGAGAUCCGUGUGGUGGUGUGGCGCACGGGCCCCACCGCCAAGCCCAGCUUCGAGGGUCUCGUCCACCGGCCGGCCUACAAGCCCUCCACCUCCAACUACGACGCCCCGUCCCCGCCCACGCGCAGGCGGAUGGGCGUCCCCAGCAAGACCCCGCCCGCCGUGCCCCCGCUCCCCGCCCACCACCGCCCCACCCCCGCCCCCGGCACCACCCGUAGGCUCCUGCUCAACGGCUCGGAGCUGGGAGGCGGAGGGGGUCCGGGGUGGGGGGGGCCGGGUGGGUUCGGCCGAGGAGCUGGACGGGGGGCACCCCAGGGCCCAGCAUCAGCAUCAGCAUCAGCAGCAGCAGCAGCAGCAGCAGCAGCAGCAGCAGCACCACCUCCUCCACCACCCCCACGCCACGGCCACGCUGAAGGGCACCCGGGUGAAGGCGUCCAACGGGGACAACUACAUCAUCCUGGCGCCCAUCAAUGCUGGAAGCCAGAUUUUAAGGCCUGUCUACCCAGAUAAUCAGGGCACGUUGGCCUCCAGCAUUGCCUCAAGGCUGUACCCCACAAGACAGCCACCUGCGCCACCGCCACAAGGGGGCGCUGGUGGCACCUUUGCUGGCGGUGCUGCUAGUAAUUUCGGCGGCGGUGGUGGCGGCGGUGGUGGAGGUGGUCUCUCCAGCCGAACCAACUUCCUUCGCCGAUCUGGCAACUCCAAAACCAAGAACAGUUCUAGCACGAACGCUAACGCCAACUACCAGCCGCACAAUGCCAACUUCGCCAACUACCAGAACUGCACCAUCGUCCGCUCCCACACGUCCCACGCUAACUACGGCUACGUCAAAGUAGCGCCGAAGAUCCUCAUUUUCCCAAUAUUUGUUCAGCCGCUGGACCUUUGCAGUCGGGCCCUCAUUAUCACAGAGGAGAUGGUGUUACACGAGAGUCAGCACCAUUCACUCAAGGUGACAGUAUUUGUCUACACGGACCUGAUGCUGGUGACCAGGGAAGACGAGCCAGGCAGGUGCAAUGUGCUCCAGAGCCCUCUGUUCCUCCGACAGCUGCGAUUACAGGAAGAUCACGCGGAGGAACUCAGAUUCUACAUUAUUCACAUGACGGAGAAGUGUGACUGCCUGCUCAGCCUGGAAGCCUACUCGGUGGACCAGAAGCGCCGCGUGUGCCAGUGCCUGAAGGAAAACAUCGACAAGCAGAUCCAGCUCCAGAGAAGGGAGCCCGUGGCCACGCACUUUGAGCAGAUGUUGGAGCCGAAGGUGGACGUCCCCCCCUGUGAGCUGGGCGGAGGGGUCCUGGGCGGGGCGGACCUGGAGGGGGUGAUGGGGGUGGAGCUGGGGAUGCCCCGCCCGCCCGGCUUCCAUCACUCGGAAGGGGAGGAGAGCAGCCUGUACCCGUCCAGCCCCUCGGAGCCCCACAACCUGGGCAGCCCCCGCACCUCCUCGCCCCUCACCCCCCUGGAGGACAUCUACACCCCGCUGGGGGGCUCCGCCGACCGACACAGGGUGCCCCCCACCCCACCGCCCUCCACGGAGGGGGAGGACUGCAAGAGCGUGGGCAGCUCGGAGCUGGAGAUCUGGAAGGUGGAGAAGAGCGAGAUGACGGAGGAGGAGGAGGAGGUGAGGAGCGGACUGGAGGGAGACUAUGAGGGGGAGGAGGGGGAGGUGGGAGAAAGUGUGAAGAGUACUGAAAGUGAGGAGAUCAGAGGAGAUCCCGACGACGAAGGAGGGGACGGCGAGAGAUCGCCGGGGGAGGCGGGAGAAGGGGAGGAGCCGGCCCCGAACGAGAACGCCGGUGAGGAGGAGGAGGGGGAGGAGGAGACCGCCUCCGAGCCGCCGGACGCCACCGCGCCUCCCUCCUCCUCCUCCUCCUUCGUCAUCCCCGAGCUCCGGCUGGACCGCACCUUCAGCGCCGACGCCCUCUCCUCCCCGUGCAGCGUCGAGGGCGAGGAGGAGGACGAGGACGAGGGCGAAGACGACGAGGACGAAGAGGAGGACGAGGACGAAGACUCCGAAGACGAGGAGGAGGAGGACGACGACGACAGCGACGACACCUGCCUCCAGCGCAGCGACAGCAAGCGGCGCAGCAUGGUGGAGGCCACCUCCUCCGCCUGCGAGAAGCACGGCGCGGGCGGCGGCGCGUGCCGGCUGAGCGUGCAGAACUCCCUGCGCCGACGCACCCACAGCGAGGGCAGCCUCCUGCAGGAGCCGCGCACCACCUGCUUCAACUCCAACAACGCCAUCCACUGCCUGGAGGGCGGCGGCGGCGGCGGCGGCGGCGGGGGCCACCACAAGGGCGGCGGCUGGACCCUGCCGUCGCCCAAGACCCUGACCAAGAACGGGGGCUCCAUGCACCAGCUGUGCAUGCUCUUCUCCGGCCGCAAGGUAAGCGCGGCCGUGUGUUGGUGGGGAUAA
Molecule: messenger RNA, 2418 nt
Organism: Gadus macrocephalus (Pacific cod)
Lineage: Eukaryota; Metazoa; Chordata; Actinopteri; Gadiformes; Gadidae
Product: regulator of G-protein signaling 3-like
Exons: 9
Coding region: 922-2418 (498 amino acids)
Biological process (GO): signal transduction
Cellular component (GO): plasma membrane; nucleus
Source: RefSeq, a predicted model, not a curated record